AUGCGUCUACAUACACAGCGAGGCUUUACCAAUCCCACUCCCAAGACCGAAUCUGCGCGUUCCGCUCUGAGCUCCUUCACCUGCACGCUCUGCAACAAGUCUUACUCUCGCCAUCCAGAAUACGAGGCCCAUAUUUCUUCUUAUGACCAUCAACACCGCAAGCGUCUCCAAGACCUCAAGCAGUUAUCCCGGGACCCCAAUGCCGCCGAGAAGGCCAGAAGAGCCGAACGGAAGGCCGACGCCGAGGCCGGGUUAAGAGUCAUCGACACACCCAAAGCUGCAUCAGUAUCUACUACGGGAACGGGCUCUGGAGCAGGUGGAAGUACAGGGGGCGGGGGAGGGUUUAAAAAGGGAGGGUUCAAAAGUUCCUUCACCACUGUGAAAGGACCUGUGGCUCCUGCAGCUCCCACAAAGAAAAACGUCCUAGGCGGUGACGAUGAUGACAACGAAAUUCCAGAAGCAGAUGAUGCGAGUCUGCGGCGCGCUCGGAGCCAAUCGACGAAACGCGAAAAUAUGCAGGUUGAUCAGGCGGAGAGCGAUACUGAUGAAGAGUACGACCGGGAUGGGGGUGUGAAUGGGGUGUAUUACAAUCCUCGAAAUCCUACCGGUUGUUCCCCUGCGUGUGCUGGUGCUAGGAACGUUCCUCUAGAGACUUCUUUUGUCUGA
This is a messenger RNA of Aspergillus tubingensis, 666 nucleotides long. Its product is annotated as putative C2H2 finger domain protein. NCBI's taxonomy places the organism in Eukaryota, Fungi, Ascomycota, Eurotiomycetes, Eurotiales, Aspergillaceae. The record is from RefSeq and is a predicted model, not a curated record. Bases 1 to 666 code for a protein of 221 amino acids. The transcript has 2 exons.